CGCACCACUAUACUCCAGCUUGGGCAGCAGAGAGACUGUCUCAAAAAAAAAAAAUCUUCCUGUGGAUUUUGCAGGGUGGCCCAUCAACUGGGCAUGUCCCCAUCCCCCGGCCCUGCUCAGCCACAUCACCGCAGGCACACCGCCACCACACCACCGCUGGCACACUGCUGGCACACCUCCGCCACACCGCGGGCACACUGCUGGCUGGGUGGGGCCGUGUUGGCUGAGGAAGGGCUCUCCUGUGUCCACCGUCAGGCUGUGGUUGUCGGCCCAGCCCAGUCCUGCCUCAGCCCGGCACCCUGAAUGCUGGGAGCUCCACACCCGCCUGCCCCGGGGAGUUCCAGCCUGUCGAGUGUCCACCCCACCAUGGUCAUUGUGCGCAUUUCAUGAGCCGUGUGAGGGAGCCUCCAGUACCCAGGGAGCUGUGUGUCACGCAGCCCAGGCCCAUCCAGCGCCCAUUGGUCAGGGCAAGGCGGGGCCCGGCACAGGGCCUGAGAUGGCGCCAUGGCCUGUACCCAGCUGGGCACCCCAGAGCCUUGGCGGGCGCCAGUGCGUGGGCUGGGUUACGACCCCUACAACCCUGAGCUGCCCAAGCCCCCCGCGCAGAGGGAGAAUGGCACCCUGGGCCUGGGGGAGGAGCCGCGCCCGGAUGUGCUGGAGUUGGAGCUGGUCAACCAGGCCAUCGAGGCCGUGCGCAGUGAGGUGGAGCUGGAGCAGCGGCGCUACCGGGAGCUGCUGGAGACGACCCGUGAGCACCGCUCCGCCGAGGCCCCCGCCCUGGCGCCCCGCGGCCCCAACGCCAGCCCCACUGUGGGCCCGGACGAGGAUGCCUUCCCACUGGCCUUCGACUACAGCCCCGGCAGCCACGGCCUAUUAAGCCCUGAUGCCGGCUACCAGCCCACCCCACUGGCCGCCCCUGCCGAGCCGGGCAGCAAGUACUCGCUGGCGUCCCUGGACAGGGGUCAGGGCAGAGGUGGAGGGGGUGGCGGUGCCCUGGAAUACGUCCCCAAGGCUGUGAGCCAGCCCCGGCGGCACAGCCGCCCCGUUCCCAGUGGCAAGUACGUGGUGGACAACUCCAGGCCACCCACAGACCUGGAGUAUGACCCUCUCUCCAACUACUCGGCCCGGCACCUCAGCAGGGCCAGCUCCCGGGAUGAGCGGGCCGCCAAGCGGCCCCGGGGCUCCCGCGGCAGUGAGCCCUACACACCUGCUCCCAAGAAGCUCUGUGACCCCUUUGGCAGUUGCGAUGCAAGGUUCUCAGACUCAGAAGAUGAGGCCGCCACGGUCCCAGGUAACGAGCCCACCACGGCCAGCACCCCCAAAGCCAGGGCCGACCCUGAGAUCAAGGCCACCGGGCAGCCACCCUCCAAAGAGGGCCUGGAGGCCGAGGGGGGCGGCCUGCGGGAGACCAAGGAGACGGCCGUGCAGUGCGACGUGGGGGACCUCCAGCCGCCCCCAGCCAAGCCCGCCUCCCCAGCCCAGGUCCAGUCCUCACAGGAUGGGGGCUGCCCCAAGGAGGGAAAACCCAAGAAGAAAAAAACCGGGGCCCCACCUGCCCCCAGCUGCAAAGACGGGGCCCAGGGGAAGGACAAGACCAAGGACAAGGGCCGAGGGCGGCCUGUGGAGAAGCCCCGUGCGGACAAGAAGGGCCCGCAGGCCAGCAGCCCCCGGCGCAAGGCAGAGCGGCCGGAAGGGACCAAGAAGAAGCCAUCUUCGGCCACUCCUGUGGCCACCUCAGGGAAAGGGAGGCCUGACCGGCCAGCGCGGCGGCCGAGCCCCACAAGCGGGGACUCCCGACCGGCGGCCGGCAGAGGCCCACCCCGCCCCCUCCAGCUGCCCGACAGGAAGAGCACCAAGGCCCCGUCGGGGAAGCUAGUGGAGCGGAAAGCCCGCUCACUAGACGAGGGCGCCUCCCAGGACGCCCCCAAGCUGAAGAAGCGGGCCCUGAGCCACGCCGACCUCUUUGGGGACGAGAGUGAGGACGAGGCCGCAGGGCCAGGGGUGCCGAGCGUGUGGCCCUCUGCCCUCCCCAGCCUCAGCUCGGACUCAGACUCCGACUCAGACUCCAGCCUGGGCUUCCCGGAGGCGCAGGGGCCGCCCAAGCGGCUCAAGGCCUCCCCGCCCCCCUCCCCCGCCCCAUCCUCCUCCUCCUCCUCCUCCUCCUCCACCUCCAGCGCGGGGGCGGAUGUGGACUACUCGGCCCUGGAGAAGGAGGUGGACUUUGACUCCGACCCCAUGGAGGAGUGCCUGCGGAUCUUCAACGAGUCCACCAGCGUCAAGACGGAGGACAGAGGCCGGCUGGCCCGGCAGCCCCCCAAGGAAGAGAAGAGUGAGGAGAAGGGGCUUUCGGGUCUGACCACUCUGUUCCCCGGGCAGAAGAGGAGGAUCUCCCACCUUUCCAAGCAAGGCCAGGAGGUGGAGCCCCCGAGGAGGGGUCCCGCGGUGCCCCCGGCCCGGCCCCCGACGGCGCAGGAGGUGUGCUACCUGCGGGCCCAGCAGGCGCAGAGGGCAUCGGCGAGCUUGCUGCAGGCCCCCGCCAGGCUGGCAGAGAAGUCGCCCUCCGUCCACAUUUCCGCCCCUGGCGAGAAGAGGAGGAUCGCCCACAUCCCCAACCCCCGCCUGGCUGCAGCCCCCACAGGUGCCAAGAGGACCCUUGCGGCCAGCGGCAGCCAGUCCUCCAACGGCCCUGAGCCAGGUGGCCAGCAGCUGAAAACACGCACAUUGUCGGGGAUGGCGUCCAAGACUACCACCACCAUCAUCCCUAAGCGAAUCGCCCACAGUCCAUCCUUACAGAGUUUAAAGAAACCCAUUAUCCCCAAAGAGUUUGGGGGCAAAGUCCCCACCGUCAUCCGCCAGCGCUAUCUCAACCUGUUCAUCGAGGAGUGUCUCAAGUUCUGUACCUCCAACCAGGAGGCCAUAGAGAAGGCACUGAACGAGGAGAAGGUGGCCUAUGACCGCAGCCCCAGCAAGAACAUCUACCUGAAUGUGGCCGUGAACACCCUCAAGAAGCUCAGGGGCCUGGCCCCCAGCGCUGUGCCCGGCCUCAGCAAAACCAGUGGCCGCAGGGUUGUGUCCCACGAGGUGGUGUUGGGGGGCAGGUUGGCCGCCAAGACCAGCUUCUCGCUCAGCCGUCCAAGCAGCCCCCGGGUGGAGGACCUGAAAGGGGCUGCCCUGUACAGCCGCCUCAGGGAGUACCUGCUCACCCAGGACCAGCUCAAGGAGAACGGCUACCCCUUCCCGCACCCAGAGCGGCCCGGGGGCGCAAUCAUCUUCACAGCUGAGGAGAAGAGGCCCAAGGACUGUGAGUCGCUGGCCUGCGACGGCCUAGCUUCCUGCAGGACCUGCUGCCGCUGUGGCACCGAGUACCUCGUGUCCUCUUCAGGCCGCUGCAUCCGGGACGAGGAGUGUUAUUACCACUGGGGACGGCUGCGCCGGAACCGGGUGGCCGGAGGCUGGGAGACCCAGUACAUGUGCUGCUCGGCUGCCGCCGGCUCUGUCGGCUGCCAAGUCGCAAAGCAACACGUGCAGGAUGGCCGGAAGGAGCGCCUUGAGGGCUUCGUGAAGACCUUUGAGAAAGAGCUCUCAGGAGACACCCACCCGGGGAUCUACGCCCUGGACUGCGAGAUGUCCUACACCACAUAUGGCCUGGAGCUGACGCGCGUCACGGUGGUCGACACGGACGUGCACGUGGUUUAUGACACCUUCGUGAAGCCUGACAACGAGAUCGUGGACUACAACACCAGGUUUUCGGGGGUGACGGAGGCUGACCUUGCCGACACAAGUGUCACGCUGCGUGACGUCCAGGCCGUUCUGCUGAGCAUGUUCAGCGCUGACACCAUCCUCAUCGGACACAGCCUGGAGAGCGACCUCCUGGCCCUGAAGGUCAUCCACAGCACCGUGGUGGACACGUCUGUGCUCUUCCCCCACCGCCUGGGCCUCCCCUACAAGCGGUCCCUGCGGAACCUCAUGGCCGACUACCUCAGACAGAUCAUCCAGGACAAUGGUGAGUGCCGGUGCCUGCCCUGGGGCCGUCCCUGCGCAGGGGCCGGGUGCUCACCGCAUCUGCCCCGCAGUGGAUGGGCACAGCUCCAGCGAGGACGCCGGCGCCUGCAUGCACCUGGUGAUCUGGAAGGUUCGAGAAGACGCCAAGACCAAGCGAUGACGCCUGCCCGCCUCCCACCCGCCUCUCCUGCCGUCCCGCUGGUCCUUAGCCCCAUGCCUCUUCCAAAACAGUGCAAUAAAUCUCCGGUAACCCGUCCACCUGGCCGAGGCAGCCCAGAGCAGCGGGAUGAGCUGGCGGCCAGAGAACGCCCAGCCCAGCCCACCCCCGCUCACGUCCUGCCGCACCCCUCCGCCGGUCCCCACCCUCUGCCCCCCAGCCCUCUGGCGUCUCUAGAAACUGCUGCUGAUGGAGACCAGGACAGAGCCCGCCCCCACCCGGCCCGCAGCCCCUCCUGCCCCUCCUGCCAGGCCCUCCCUCCCGGGUGGUGGCCGGCACCUCUGCUCCUCACGUGGGUCGCGGGGCGGGCUUGUCCCAGGUUUGUUUGAGACAGUCUUUUUUUAUUUUGUAUUGUUAUUUUUAUUAUUUUUAAUUUAAACCUGAUGACUUGCACAGCAUCUUUCCCACCGGGAAGAGCGGGCCUGCUGCCUUCCCUCCUGCGGGGUGGGGGUGGGACAGACCCCAGUGGGGGCCAGGGCCACACUCAGCGCAGUGUGGGCUGGACCCGCCUCUGUGCUCCAGGGGCUGGCCGGUCUUCGGGGGCGCCGGCUUCCACCACUCGCCGCCCCACCCCUGCACUCCGUGACCUCUGAGAACCCAGCUGGCCCCUCGUUAGCCCCAGGGUCUGCCGUCUAGAGGGAGCCCACCGGCCUCCGGACACUGUCUUCCCGCUAGAGCCCCGUCCUCCUCUGCGGGGCUCUCCGGACCCCCUUCCCCCUCACCUCCAGGCAGGGACAGAAUAAAUGUUUGUAUGGAUUUUA
Molecule: messenger RNA, 4980 nt
Organism: Homo sapiens (human)
Lineage: Eukaryota; Metazoa; Chordata; Mammalia; Primates; Hominidae
Gene: REXO1
Product: RNA exonuclease 1 homolog
Exons: 15
Coding region: 505-4548 (1347 amino acids)
Cellular component (GO): nucleus
Molecular function (GO): nucleic acid binding; exonuclease activity
Source: RefSeq, a predicted model, not a curated record